AUGGCGGCCUGGCAGGUUCCUCUUUGGUAUUACUUCAGUAUCAUGUAUAAGGUGCCGCACACGGAAAUGUGUAAAAAUGACGAGGUAGGAGGUAGUACGGUGGUAGCCGAGGGUAUCGUAGGUGGCAUAAGGGGCCCAGGCGGCGGGUGCCGCGCAUCCUCGAUGACGAUGGCCGAGAGCGCCGUGGAGGACGCCGCUGCCGCGCCCCCGGGCCCGGCCAAGCCGCCACCGCCCUCCUGUACGAACAACAACACCCUCGCGGCCACGGCCAACCGCAACCAUCGGAACCCCCGCAAGAAACGGAGGCGACUAGAACAGGUCGUGGACACGUUGCAGGCCCACCGGAGUUCGCCUUCCGAGGGCGAGGUACUGAGAUUCGAGGGUAACGGUCCCGCAUCCGAAGAGGAGGAUGUCUUUGGCUCGCCGAGGUCAUCGUCCUCUCGUUCUGCCCUGGACACCACUCCGGUGAGCCAGUUGCCAUUGAGGUUGAAAGACGCGGAAUCCGUGACAUCGACGGGGGAAGAGCUCAACGAUGCCGGUCAAUAUCAUCAUCCCCACCGACCAUAUCGUUAUUCAUAUCAUCAUCAUCACCAUCAUCGACACCGUUACUCGCCCUAUCAGAACAAUCACCGAUUGUCGGCGUCCAAGUACGCCGACUGCAUGUGCAGUCAGUGCACGCAGCUGGCCGCGUCGAUAAUGCUGCCGUCGGCGACUUCCUUGCAAACGCCGCUUUCGCGGCCCAGUUUCUCGUCCUACAGCAGUAUAUGCGGCACGUACACCAUAUUCGAGCAGUAUAUGCACACCAAGUACCUGUCGUCGCCGUCAUCGAGCGACACGUUUCGCGGUCGCAGCCACUCCGACUCGGACGUAGUGCCCAGGUGGGAUGAGACCAGGGUACCCGCCUCGACCUCCUCGAUCGUCAACCAUCCGCCCCGCAGCAGUUCCCUGGAGAGCGACGGCACGAGUCCUCAGGAGUCACCGUUGGAUCUCUCCAUGAAGAAUCUAACGAUGCAGUCCGCCGCCGCGGCCGCCGCGGCGGCUUCCGCUAGACCGACCCUUCAGCUUCUACCGUCCGGCAUCGUGACGCGGGGUUCCGUCAGCGUACCCGUGGUCAGGGGUGACGUCGCGUCGCCCACCACGAAAGAGACCGUCGCAGUGCGGUACAACUUGGAGGUCCUGCCUGUGGUCGAGGAAAUGGCACCGGGCGCGGAUGUGGCUUAUGUAUGCCCAGAGUGCGGGCAAAUGUUUAGUCUGCACGACCGUUUGGCAAAGCACAUGGCAUCCAGGCAUCGUCGGCAAGGUCUCCAUGAUGCUUCGGCGAAAGCAUACCUAUGCGACGUGUGUCAGAGGAGUUUCGCCAGAUCGGACAUGUUGACCAGGCACAUGAGACUGCACACUGGCGUGAAACCGUACACGUGUCGGGUUUGCCGGCAGGUAUUCAGUAGAUCCGACCACCUCAGCACCCACCAGCGAACUCAUACCGGCGAGAAACCGUACAAGUGCCCGCAGUGCGCCUACGCGGCCUGUCGCAGGGACAUGAUCACCAGGCACCUCAAGACCCACAACCGAUGCGCGGAUGGUCCCACCCCGAAGACCGAGCCUGGUUUGCUCACCGGUGAGGAGUGCCCCACUUUCGGCCAAAACGUGGCGGCGGCGCCAUCGGCGGUCAUCAAGGCCGAAUGACGACGGCCAGUCGGAUGACCCUGGCUGCAUGCCAGCUCGAGAUCCCAACGAAAACAUCGCAGCAGGAUUGAUCGAGGAUCAGGAAUCUUCGCGGUUCGAUCAGGACUCCGUUUUGGGAACGUUUCGAAGGAGCAAAGUCGCCGCUAGGCGACCUUUAUUGCAUCAGCUGGACGUUAGGAAGAAUUGGUAUUCGAAAAGAUCGCAAUCUGAUGGAACCGGAUCGGUGGAAAGGAGGAUUUGUUCCGCUGUCGAAAUUCGAUUUUUUGGGGACUCCGUUGGACGCUGAUGAAAGUCCUGUGAUCGACUUUAAGAUUUUCGAACCACCCUUUUUGAAGAGUUUGCAGACACGUUAAUUUCGCUCUUUCGCUGCGUUGCUUUUGUUUCCUUUUUUUCGAGAAAGGCAUGAUAAAUUUAAAAAAAUUUGCAAAUUGAUUGCAUAAACUUUUUCUUUUUAUAUUCAUGACAUUUAAUAUAAUAUUUUAUAAUACUAAAAGUGUGUAAUGAUAAUGUGCGCAUAAUAUUGGGUCCCAAAAUAUCAAAUUAUUCUGUUUUAAAAACAGUUUUGCGAUUUUUUUAUCAUAAAAUAUCUCCCUCUCUAUUUAUUCUCCUCAGCGAAAGAGUUAAAUUAACAUGUCGGAAACAUCACGGACAACUUCGCUUCUGUGAGUAUUAUAUCGUAUUACUUAUCAAGAAAUUAACUUUUCGUCUGACGAUCCUCCGAAUUACUUAAAAACUAUGCCAUGCGGUAUACAUGAUUAUACAUGAUUUCAACAGCGAACAAUGCCGAACAGUAUUACCGUACUAUUUUGACCUCCGUUUCUGAUUCCGCUUCCAUGAUUCGCGCAUUUUUAUUCCAGAUAUGUAAAUGUUUUUCGCGAUACUUAUUCAUGUCAUGGCCGUAAUAUUAAUCGAAAAAUACUCCGAUAAUAAUGCGAUUGAAAAUAUUUUCUACGUUAGUGGAAGAAUAAUCUAUUUGCAAACGCGCUUUAAAUAAUUCUACUUUGGAUAAUUUAUUAAUUUAUUAUUCUCCCCUUAUUCCCACAAUCUACCAAAUAAGAAAACUAUUUAUUUAAUAGAUAAAUUCUCAAGGUCCGAUCUGAUUUUCUUCUAAGAUUUCGGACUUGACUGUUUGUUAUAUCAGUGGCUGUUAAUUCUCGGACAUUUUUCAAUCAUUGUUGUUAAAAUAUAUCAGUUGGCUGCUCUCUGUGUACAUCCUCUGCUCUCUUGUUCUCGAUGCGUAAAGUUAAGGCACACAAGCCGGAAGUAAAGCAUUCCUGUUCGGCCGCAUAAGUACCGCGCGGUGCACAGAGAUACAUGGAAGCGGGGCUUAAAGGCUCGGCGUCAGAGUCGAAUCGUGUUUAAAUCGUGCUCGUAAAACGAUCACGUGUCCAAUAAUACUGUAUGUACAUAAUUGCGCGUUAUUUCUUCGAAGACUCUCCUAAUCUUUAACAUUAAAUGUGAGGGAAACGGGAACGUAGCCCGUUGGCGACGCGAAUACACGUGCCAAAUUCUUCGAACAAAUAUUUCGGACACGCGAUUAACGCACGUGUCAACCCCAGUUAACUGCACAUUGACAUUUACUGGAAACCGGGCUUUUGAUAUACUGUUAUUUCUAUCUUUUCUAUUUUUUAUAUAAAUUCUUUAGCUAAAGGAUCUGUUGACGUUGUGUUUGAGGCCCGAAUGUAGUCGGAAGAUUGUAUCAAAGCAAAGGUACGCGAAGAAUGUGAAGAAGGUCCAAUAAAUUUCAAUGUGCAGUUCUAAAAUUGUAUUGUUUAAAACAUAUCCGUCAGUCAAGCUCGAUCUGCGAAAUGGACAAAAAUGAUUGGUUGACUAGUGAGAAUAAUAUCUCAAGCAAUCUCGAUGGAGGACGCGGCAUCAAUUAUUUAAGUCACAAGAGAAUUGUAUCUCAUCGAGGUUACUUGACGCCAAUAUUUUUCUCAACGUGCCCAUAUCUGUAAAUAGCGAGUCGCCAUUGAUAGCCUCGACGAUUCGCCCGAACCUGCUCAAGUUGUUGUUACUUGAAAAAUUGUUAAGACGACUUUCAAGUUGUCGGAGAAAACCUGCGAAGCAGUGAUGUAUUAAUAGUUAUAAACGUAAUCGCGAUCGUUCUUCUACGGUAGACAUUUUGUUAGUACGUCAUCGAAAAAUCGACCGAUUGCGAGAAUGUGGAACAACGUUAAAAAGAAAGAAGCGUACCUGCAGCGUGAAAAAAAACUCAACGUUAAAACAUAAUAAAGCGUAUAGAGGUAACGUUAAUUAGUGAGUAAUAUACAUACUAUUGACACUAUUAUUGCAUUUUAUUAUUGUAUAACUAUUGCGAUUAUAAUUACUCGCGCCGUCGCACGCCGCGAUAAUAAGGGAGAUGACAUAUUUUUUUAUACAUACGCUCGAAGAGAGGAGAGUGUCUCCGACUUCGAUAUCGCAAACGCGAAGAUCAGCUUGGCUGUUCUUCCAAGUUUCCUCGAAAUUAAUGUUAAUUAAAGCGCGUCAGACAUCGUCAGAAACGAUUACAUCGGCGCCAGUUCGUUAUCGAGGAGUGAACGCUCAAAUUGACGCGAUCGAUACGGUUGUUUCGAGUUUUUAGCGUUUUCCUAUGGAAAAUAAGUGUGCAGCGGUCGUUACGGCGCGAUUAAUUGGAACUGGUUGUGGUGCUUAAAGCGAAGAAGGGCGAAUCUGACGGGUAUCUCUGCGCUGUGAAUCGACGAAGACAAUCUUAAAGUAUACUCGAGCCAUGAUCUCCGCGCGCGCAAAAUCGCCGAGCCGAGCGAAUACCGAAUUAAACACGCUAACGUUAUUCUAAAGUCGUACAGUAUGCAAAACGUACGAUACGUGUGCAUAAUUUACACACUCCUUUCCACAAUCCUGGUUUUAAAGUCGAAGGUAUUAAGAGAGACAUGAUUAUUAUAAACAGAAUAAUAAAUAGAUGACAGUGUCAGGAAAGCAACGUGUCAGGAAAACAACAAUUAACGGGAUGUUCACAUUAAAAAAUUGUAAUGAAAAUUGUGUCUCUUUAUACUACUAUCUUGUUCCCUCGGCCCCUCGAUGAAAAGAACACAAAGUCGUGUCUUAUCGCGGGCACGUCAAUUCCACAUAGUUCUACGAUAAUCAUAUGGUGACUCGCUGAGCAGUACGUGCCGACAUAAUACUCGAGCUUACUCAGCGCGCUUCGAUUUCGUCCUUAACCCUUAUCCUAUACGAAUUACAUAUACGAAUGUAUAUUCAUGUGCGUCCUCACGAUUGUGUCUCCUAUUCCUCUCCGGAAAAAGAGAACGUGUCAGCGCUCGCUGAUGCACUCACGGCACGCGCAACGCGUACUAGGUAUAUCUGUAUUUUUGUAUAUCAAGAUUUUUUCUAAUUACUACCAAUUAAGAGCGUUUCCAGAGGAAUGGGACGAAUAGAUAUUAAGGAGAAAGUAUUGUGCUCUCUGCUUGCCAUUUUACUUGCCCCCUUGAUCGAACGAUUGCUUGGAAGGCGGUGUUUAUCGUACGGUGCGACGCGCGAGAGAAGUCGUCGAAUCGGAGGAAGCUUGUUUUGCUCUCAAAUUAUUAAAAGUUUGCUCGCUACAUCGAAAGAGCGAUCAGUUCUGAUUCUCCUAAUCAAUACUAUUGGUUGAGUGAAUUUAUUUUUAUUUGUACGGUUGGAAAGUUUGAUGUACCCCAAAGUAAUAAACGGAAAACUGCAUUGAAACAUUUAAACACGUGAUUAAUUCAAGUGCCAUUCAUGCCGUUUGAUGUCUAACUUGUCCAAUAACAAAUGUAUUCUUUUUUCGUUCGUUUUGCCUGCUUCUUCUUUUUCUGCAUGAUUAUUGAGCAUUGAGGCCUCUGACUUGACGUUAUCCCUCGCACCGAUUCAGCCUUAAACUGACAGAAUCUCUUAUGUAAUAAGUCUGUAGUAACUUAAGUAAGGGAAGAAGUGAGAAUGAAACAAACACGUUCGACGUGUCUUCGGGCAGUUAAGCGAUCGCCGUGCCAGACCUGUUCUUGUAAUUAUUAACAAGUAUAGCCAUUCGUAUAAUUAUUAUUAUUUCUAUUAUUAAUAAUAUUAUUAUUAAUUAUUAUUAAUAUUAUUAAUAUUAUUAUUAUUAUUAUUAUCUCUAGUUACGUUGUUAAGUGAUUAAUCAUGUUUAAUGCUUCUAUUAUUUAUUUUGUUAUCCCGUUCAUGAGUCAAGCUUCCUUUCCCUCACUUCCUCCUUUUUCUUCUUUCAUCCUGCCUUAGUAAUUAUCCAUUUUAUCCAUUUAUUCCUGUCGUCACCUUAUCUCCGAAUCGAAAGAGGGAAGGAGAGAAAGAAUCCGAUUUCAUAAUUCCGGAAUUUAUAAAAUCGAAAAAAAGAAAAAAGAUAUUGAAUUGCGACUCUUUAAAGGAGACUAAAACUGUUAGAAUCUCAAACUCAUCUCCCAUUUCUCUGACUUACAUGGCAUAGAAAAAGCUUGUCUCCGAAGAGAUUUUGAUCUCCGAUUCCCCCAAGCGAAAGUAUAUUACCUUUUGUAACGAUAAAACGCUCAUGAGAAUUUGUGUAAAUUAUUGAUGAUGAUUGUGUACGUUAAUUUAUAAAUUAUGUUGUGUUUACGAUUCGUGCCAGAAUGAAAAAAAAUAUAAUUUUUCAACGAAU
This is a messenger RNA of Ooceraea biroi (clonal raider ant), 6292 nucleotides long. RefSeq names its product zinc finger protein klumpfuss (gene klu). Gene Ontology annotation, biological process: regulation of transcription by RNA polymerase II. The record is from RefSeq and is a predicted model, not a curated record. Gene Ontology annotation, cellular component: nucleus. Gene Ontology annotation, molecular function: DNA-binding transcription factor activity, RNA polymerase II-specific. Lineage: Eukaryota; Metazoa; Arthropoda; Insecta; Hymenoptera; Formicidae.